AUGUCGUCGUCCCUUUCAGAUUCGUCGUGGCUCUAUGGCGCGGCACUCUUGAUUUACUCGUCGUCGUUUGUGAGAUUCGUCACUGUGACUUGUCUCCUCAUCGGCAUCGCGUCCAGUCUGCCCCUGGUCGUUUUUCUUACCAUCGACAUUGUUCUUUGGUGCUGGAGAAUGUUUUGGCAUCGCUCGCCUGACGAGCCUGCCCCGCCACAGGACGCCCAGACGGAGCCGGUUGCUACGACAAGCACUUCUGUCAGUACAAAUGACGAUGUAUUAGGAGCACAAGCUACACGGCGAAGAUGA
Messenger RNA from Akanthomyces muscarius, 300 nucleotides. RefSeq lists its product as uncharacterized. The record is from RefSeq and is a predicted model, not a curated record. The transcript has 2 exons. Lineage: Eukaryota; Fungi; Ascomycota; Sordariomycetes; Hypocreales; Cordycipitaceae. Bases 1 to 300 code for a protein of 99 amino acids.